AUGUCUGGCAGCAAUGGCAAUGGCAAUGGCAGUGGGAGAAUGAGCAGGAGCCACCUCGACAACAAUGGCGAUUAUUCCGGCUAUGAUUCCUCGUCCGCCGCGGCUUUCGGCUCCCCGUCGGCAUCAUUCUCCACGCACAACGCUGCGGCGUCUCAGACGUACAAUCAGCACCAACCGACUUCACCACAACCGAGGACCGAACCGCAAGCUCAUAAUCCCCUGCUCGACGAGAUCAAGGACGUCAAUGAUGUCAAUGAGAUCCUCCGCAAGCGAAGAAAGACCCGCGAUCUGAAAGCGUGCUAUCCGUGUCGUCAGCGCAAAGUGAAAUGCUCUAAUGAGUCACCAUGCCGAGUAUGCGUCGAGCGAGGUCACCCUGAAUUAUGCACCAUUUACCCACGAACGGCAAGAGGAAGUAGCGCAACCGGCAGCACGAGAAAAUCGGCUGGGACACCGACGGCGAACCAAGGUGUCGAUACACGUAAACGGGGAGCUCCCGAGCCAGACAGAGCGGCGCUCAGCGAGCACGAAACGGGCGCACUGGGAAGAGCGACAGAAAGUCCUGACAGAAGUGGCUCCUCAUUCAUCACUGUGCCUCGGGAGACAUGGGACCGCGUCUGUUCCCAAUUGGCUACCAUUGAAGGUUCCAUUACGGCUCUGCGACAGGAUUUGACCCAGGCGACGAAUUCGCGCCCUUCACAUCCUCCGUCGGUCACAAAUUCGCAGGAUGGCAAAACGGAACAGACGCAUCCCGAGGGAGUCCAGGCGCUCAAUGAGGCCACGGGCAAGACGGUACAUUUGGGCGCCAGCUCGUUACCGGCAUUCCUCAUGGCGCUUGGCAAAGGUGAUGGCGACGAGCUGGGAGGGAGCAUCUUGCCUAUGCUUGCGCUCGGCGACGAAACCUCUGCAUACCCCUUUUUGGACCUGUGGUCGGGCUCGGGCUAUGGCUUUGAUGUGAAUGAGCUAGCCAAAGCACUGCCGAGCGACUCCACAUGUAUAGAGUUCUUCCGGCUUUAUCGCGACGUCGCAUACGCGCUCUACCCUGCAGUACCCGAUAUUGAGACCCUUGAAGCCGAAUUUACCUCGUUUUUGACAGAACGGGCGCGUCAAUUGAGCCGCGUGGAGCCCUAUGACACUACCGGAGCUAUAUAUGGUAAAAGUUUGUCAUGGUUCGCCUUGCUACUCGCCGUUUUGGCAUCUGGUGCCCAAUGCUCAGUCCUUUCCAAGAAGGAGGUCCUGGCACUAUCGCAAGUUUACAUUUGUUGUUCAUUUCAAUGCCUUCGUCUGACCAACUUUUUACAAUUGCCGUCAAUGGAAGCCAUCCAGGCGCUGCUCAUCAUCGGCAAUGUGCUUUCCAACAACAUGAACCCGGGCGCUUCCUGGGCUCUGCUUGGUAUGACUAUACGAGUAGCGCAGAGCGUCGGUCUGCACAUUGAACGCACUUCUCUUCCUCCAAAGCUACAGCUUGCUCGAAGGAGGAUUUGGUGGGCUGUCGUAUGGCAAGACAGUUUCUUCUCCAUAUCCUACGACCGCGUCUCCUCGACUGCUACUCUCGGCUGCAAUAUUCCUCUUGAUGCGACAUCGAGCCCCGGCAACCGCUCGUUUACCGAAUCCAUGUACCGACUCUGUCAGCUUUCUAUUGACAUUGUGCGCGCACGCAUGCAAUCGCCCGGCUUCCACAUGUCUCUCUCCCAACUGUCCCGAUAUCAGGCCGAAGUCGACGACGUCUUUGCGGACGCAGCUCCUGUACUCAGAGACCUCACCAAAUGUCGCACCGUCAAGGAGCGCAUGCAAAACUGCGCAUUCAAUAUCCACAUUUCCUACACACUCUCCGAUCUGUGUCGCCCAGCGCUAGGGUCCAAGGCAGCGCAAAGUGAUGAAAUCAGGGCAAUCCGGACAACCGGUAUCCAGAACCUGGCCACCACCGUGCGCGCCUUUCUCGAAAUGUACAAGACGACCAUUUACGCGACGCGGUCGUGGGCAGCUGUUCAUCGCGCCCUGAGUUCUGCACUGCUUCUCGGCAUUCUCGAGGAGCCAAAGCGCAGCCCAGAGAUUAAAAACCUCCUCAGCCAAAUGAUUGCCGUCAUCUCCGACCUCGCCUACGCCGAGGGCUACAAUGAGGACCAGGGGAACCCUUUGGGACACUCGUCGCAGAGCUUGGGUCCGCUGGCUCGAUCACUCGCCGCUUUGCGCCGAUUGAAUGCCGAGAAACCCCUAACCGCUCGCCAUCCACCGCAGCGGGUGCUCCAUCCUCCCCAACACCAACAUUUAGGAGGAGGAGCAGCAGCAACAUCAGCACCUCAACCCACCCAUCAUCAUCAUCAUCCUACUUCUUCUUCCUCGCCCUCCUUUUCGCCAAUCGCAAAUUUCCCGCCCCCGAAUGCUGCUGCUACUACUGGUACCACUCCCAUCCUGCCCCCGCCUACCGCCAUGGCAAGUAUGCCCCCGUCGACGACAUCCGCCCCGCCCCCCGAGUGGAUUGAAAUGGACAGAACUCAAAAUCGCACACCCUCUGACGCCACGGGCUCGUACGCGCCUUCGCCCCUGCUCGGACUCGACGAAACGUCGCCCUACUCGCUCAUGGACUCGAUCAUUUGGGGCGAUCAGCAUAUUCCGGAUAGUCUGGGCAUGCCGUUUACGACGUGGCAGGGAUAG
Messenger RNA from Xylona heveae TC161, 2652 nucleotides. RefSeq lists its product as hypothetical. NCBI's taxonomy places the organism in Eukaryota, Fungi, Ascomycota, Xylonomycetes, Xylonales, Xylonaceae. The record is from RefSeq and is a predicted model, not a curated record. The transcript has 6 exons. Gene Ontology annotation, biological process: regulation of DNA-templated transcription; DNA-templated transcription. Gene Ontology annotation, molecular function: DNA binding; DNA-binding transcription factor activity, RNA polymerase II-specific; zinc ion binding. Bases 1 to 2652 code for a protein of 883 amino acids.